AAUGAUCUCGCGAGAAGUAGCACAGCGGGCAGCGAUGGCGGCGGCGGGAGCCGGAGCCGGGGCUGGCGCGGGGCAGCCGAGCUCAGCGGCGGGAGCCGAAGAAGGAGAGGCACCACCGGCAGCAGCGAUUGUCGCCGCCCCGGCUGGAGAGGGCACGUCGGCAGCACCUGCCGCGGAUCCCAACUCCGGGGAGGCCGAAAGCGGGGAUUCUGCCUUGGUUGAUGUAACUGCUGGUUUGGAGACUGAAUCCUCAAAUGGAAAAGAUACAUUAGAAGGAGCUGGGGACAGUUCAGAAGUCAUGGACACUCAGACUGGUUCUGUGGAUGAAGAGAAUAGUCGGCAACUGGGAGAGGUGGAACUGCAGUGCGGGAUAUGUACAAAGUGGUUCACGGCAGACACCUUUGGCAUUGAUACCACGUCCUGCCUUCCUUUUAUGACAAACUAUAGUUUUCAUUGCAAUGUGUGUCAUCACAGUGGGAACACCUACUUCCUCCGAAAGCAAGCAAACUUAAAAGAAAUGUGCCUUAGUGCUUUGGCCAACCUGACGUGGCAGUCCCGAACACAGGAUGAACAUCCUAAAACCAUGUUCUCCAAAGACAAGGAUAUUAUACCAUUCAUUGAUAAAUACUGGGAAUGCAUGACCACCAGACAGAGACCUGGGAAAAUGACUUGGCCCAACAACAUUGUUAAAACAAUGAGUAGAGAAAGGGACGUAUUUUUGGUGAAGGAACAUCCAGACCCUGGAAGUAAAGACCCGGAAGAAGAUUACCCCAAAUUUGGGCUCUUGGAUCAGGAUCUUGGUAAUAUUGGCCCAGCUUAUGACAACCAGAAGCAAAGCAGCACAGUAUCUACUAGUGGAAAUUUAAAUGGUGGAGCCUCUUUUGGAGGCGGAAUUGCAGCAGGAAGUAGUGGAAAAGGAAGAGGAGCCAAGCGCAAACAGCAGGAUGGAGGGACCACAGGAACAACUAAGAAGGCUCGAAGUGACCCCUUGUUUUCUGCUCAACGCCUUCCCCCUCAUGGCUAUCCAUUGGAACACCCAUUUAACAAAGAUGGUUAUCGGUACAUUCUCGCAGAACCAGACCCUCAUGCCCCAGAUCCUGAGAAACUGGAACUGGACUGUUGGGCUGGGAAGCCUAUUCCAGGAGACCUCUACAGAGCCUGCCUCUAUGAACGAGUUUUGUUAGCGCUUCAUGACCGAGCUCCUCAGCUAAAGAUCUCAGAUGACCGACUGACUGUGAUUGGAGAGAAGGGUUAUUCAAUGGUUCGAGCCUCACAUGGAGUUCGGAAAGGUGCCUGGUACUUUGAGAUCUCAGUGGAUGAGAUGCCCCCAGAUACGGCUGCCAGGCUGGGCUGGUCCCAGCCUCUCGGUAACCUCCAAGCUCCUCUGGGCUAUGACAAAUUCAGUUAUUCAUGGCGGAGCAAGAAGGGGACCAAGUUUCAUCAAUCCAUUGGCAAGCGCUACUCCUCUGGCUAUGGUCAAGGUGACAUACUGGGGUUUUAUAUCAAUCUUCCUGAGGAGACAGAAACCGCCAAGUCUUUGCCUGACACCUAUAAAGAUAAGGCUUUGAUAAAGUUCAAGAGUUACUUAUAUUUUGAGGAAAAGGAUUUUGUGGAUAAAGCUGAGAAGAGCCUCAAGCAGACUCCCCAUAGUCAAAUAAUAUUCUACAAAAAUGGUGUCAGCCAAGGAGUGGCCUACAAAGAAAUUUUUGAAGGGGUCUACUUUCCUGCUAUCUCAUUGUAUAAAAGCUGCACGGUUUCUAUCAACUUUGGACCCUGCUUCAAGUAUCCUCCAAGAGAUCUCACUUACCGUCCUAUGAGUGACAUGGGCUGGGGUGCCGUGGUGGAGCACACGCUAGCUGAUGUCUUAUACCAUGUUGAAACAGAAGUAGAUGGGAGACGGAGUCCCCCCAUGGGAGCCAUAGCCAGUUUCAGAUGUCCUCACCUUGAAAGGAACCGUGCAGAGCACAGCAUCUCCUUUCUCAAGUUACAUGAUUAGGUUAGCAGUGGAGGGCGAGGACAGGCGACCUCUGUCCUCUGCUGUUGUCCCUUGUUUAUGGAUGAGUACUCUUCAUCAGUGUACCAUGCUCUGAAAACUCCUGACUCUUCAAAAUCCAAUGAGCUUCCUGUGAAAUCGGUGCUGUGCCACAUGUCAUUAGAUCUCAGGCUGCUCUUCCAGCCAUAUUUCUAACACUGAGGGAGUUGUCUCUUCCAAGCUGCUUUCUUGUUUAAAUCCAUAUGUGAAUAUCAACUCUGUCCUAUUCUUCAGAUUUCUGCAAGGGGCAGCCGUUCCAUUUCCAGGAGCAACUGAAUUAGUGGUCUCUGCUGAGGAGCCUUGUGCUCCAACAGCUCUAAAACUUCAUUUUUUGUGUGUUUUUUAAUUUGUAAAUAGCUUUCUUAUACAGGGAUCUCUGAAAUGCCAAAACAGCCAGGUGCAUGAAACUGUAAUUGUGAAAGACACUCUUGCUUGUGACUUUUAAGGAAUAAUAACCAGUCUGAAAUAAAACUUGAAAAUGAG
This is a messenger RNA of Phascolarctos cinereus (koala), 2515 nucleotides long. Lineage: Eukaryota; Metazoa; Chordata; Mammalia; Diprotodontia; Phascolarctidae. The record is from RefSeq and is a predicted model, not a curated record.